Messenger RNA from Suillus discolor, 591 nucleotides. RefSeq lists its product as uncharacterized. The record is from RefSeq and is a predicted model, not a curated record. NCBI's taxonomy places the organism in Eukaryota, Fungi, Basidiomycota, Agaricomycetes, Boletales, Suillaceae. The transcript has a single exon. Bases 25 to 366 code for a protein of 113 amino acids. Gene Ontology annotation, cellular component: NatC complex.
GCGUCGGCUCUUUCAUAUUACUUUAUGACCUCUUUUGAAUCAUCCUCAUUGCUUUCGUCGUCGAUGUCGCCCUCAAGCACUGACCAAAGCACGUCUCCGUCUAUCACAGCGCUCAAGUCUCUACUCACUACAACACUUCGCAUCACGACGACCGAUAAUCGAGUGUUCAUUGGCACAUUUAUGGGCACUGACCAACUUUUGAAUAUCAUCCUCGUUAACACUGAGGAGUACAUUCUGGGAAACGAGACUAGUCGCUUUGUCGGCCAAGUCAUGCUCCCCUGGCGCCUUGUCCUUCAUGUCGAAGCAUUUAACCAACAGAGUACUCCAAAUGGCAAAGCAAAGGAUGACAAGAGCUUGUACAUCUAAAUCGCAGUUCGAAGAUACAUUAAAUGACUUAUCCAAAAUGGUACAUCCAUUGUCCUGUCCACCUCUCCUAUAUUCAUGGUUAUAUGUGACAGAAAUUCAUGAUCUCGCCUUCUCCUCGAGGAGCUCUUUUAUCCACCGUCUGUUGUGAGGAUUCAGUCGAAUAUGGGCCUUUUGUGGGCAUCGCUGAUGAUGCGCAGAGCUGCUGUUCCGCGGUGCAGGAUUCUU